AUGUACAGCACCACCCCUCCUCUUUCGCGCGCCGCCUCGUACAGCAUCCCUGCCACCCCCACUGGAGCUUCGCAAACCCCUUCCACCGGCACCACUGUCGACCUAACGCAGAGGCAGUCACAAUAUGAUGCCAGCCAGGUCUCUGGACAGGUUGACCCGCCAAAGGUUGCGAAGUACUGCGUCUGGAGCGACGCAGACGACUCCACCAUGGUUGGUGUCCUCACCGAUGCCAAGAUUGACGGCCAGACAUCCGACAAUGGCUUUAAGGCUAGUGUCUGGACAAAAGUCAUCAACGCCGUCAACCCUCCCACCUCCGGCAAGCCCAAGACCGUGCGCUCUGCCAAAGAUCGGCACGGGCAUCUGUCUAGAGACUGGGCCGUUAUGCGUCACCUGAGGUUCCAGAACACGUCAGGAUGGGGAUGGAACGAUGAGAAUUGUAUGGUGACCGCGCCGGAUGAGGUUUGGGCUCGCUAUCUCGCGGUGGGUCGGCUUCGCUGA
Cryptococcus wingfieldii CBS 7118 is the source of this 498-nucleotide messenger RNA. RefSeq lists its product as hypothetical. The record is from RefSeq and is a predicted model, not a curated record. NCBI's taxonomy places the organism in Eukaryota, Fungi, Basidiomycota, Tremellomycetes, Tremellales, Cryptococcaceae. Bases 1 to 498 code for a protein of 165 amino acids. The transcript has 2 exons.